This is a messenger RNA of Cololabis saira (Pacific saury), 5856 nucleotides long. RefSeq names its product biorientation of chromosomes in cell division 1-like 1 (gene bod1l1). NCBI's taxonomy places the organism in Eukaryota, Metazoa, Chordata, Actinopteri, Beloniformes, Belonidae. The coding region runs from base 93 to 5021 and encodes 1642 amino acids. The transcript is spliced from 30 exons. The record is from RefSeq and is a predicted model, not a curated record.
ACAAUAACAGAAAAGGCUAGUGCAUUUUACCUGAUGAACUGUCGAUAUUGUGAAGUUCUAAUCCCCGAAGUCCAACAGUCUCUUACCGAGCCAUGGCUGGUCUACCGCCGGGAGACCCGCAGCUGGUCUCCAUGAUCGUCAGUCAUCUGAAAACACAAGGACUGUUCGACCAGUUCAGGAGGGACUGCCUGGCUGAUGUGGACACCAAGCCAGCUUACCUGAACCUGAAACAACGGGUGGACAACUUUGUUUCCAAUCACCUCUCUAAUCACACAUGGAGUCCUCAUCUGAACAAAAACCAGCUCAGGAACAACAUCAGACAGCUUGUCCUGCAAUCUGGGAUGCUGGAGCAGGGAGUGGACAGGAUAGUGGCCCAGGUGGUUGACCCCAAAAUCAACCAUAUCUUCAGGCCGCAGGUUGAGCGGGUGGUUCGUGAAUUUCUCUCACCGGGCAGCUGCUCCGAAGAUCCACUGCCCCCUUUGCCUCCGGCAGAGACAAAACCAGAUAUGAGCAUUCCUGAACAAGAUUCAUCGACGACUCCAGCUGCCGCGUCUGCCAGUGAUGCUAUGUCCAUCUUGGACACCAUCUCUUCUCUCAACCAGGAGGCUUCUGUGAGGUCCAGCUCCACAACUGAAAAAGGCCGUAAAAUGCAGAGUCUGGAUGACCCCAUGCAGGUGGUGGAUGAGAACGAGUGUGACAUGAAUGUUGCAGAGGAAAGUGACAGUAACCACGAGGGAAAGCCACUGGAGGAGGCAGAUGGAGCGCUAGAACACCAGAUAUCCGAAGAAAAGACGGAGGACAAGCACGAGCAGAUGGAAGUGGAAAAAGAGGGGCUAAUAGAGGAGAUUAAGAUGGAAGUGGAUGAAUCAGGAAGUCAGGAGCAGAAAGAAGAGGAGAAGGACAAACCUACAGGCAAGGUUGGAGGCAAACCCUUGGAGGAGAAACCAGAAGAAGAGACGGUUAAAUCUACAAACCAGGCCAAGCAGAAAGCCAGAGAGAGGAUAAAAGAGGAAUAUUCUUUGGAGGACUCGGAUCUCGAAGGCCUGAGUGACAUCACAGUGAGCUCUGUCCACACCAGCGAUCUCUCGUCUUUCGAGGAGGAAAGUGACGACGAGGAACCACUUGAUUCUUCGGAAGAGGGCGAGCUUCUAUCAGAUGACGAAGGUGAGGGAGCGGAGAAGAAGCACGCCAGUGGAGACACAGGAGAUGAGGGGAAAGAAUGUAAACCUCGGCGCAAGGCUUAUGUUCACAAGCCCUUCCUCUACUCCCGUUACUAUAGCGACUCUGACGAUGAGGUCACGGUGGAGGAGCGUCGCAGAUCUGUGGCAAAAGACAAAGAGGAAAGGCUGCUCAAGAGACAGCAGAACAGAGAGCGGUUGGAAGAGAAACUUAAACAAAAAGCAGCACAGGAUGAAGAGCAAGAUCCCAAAAAGCAAAAGAUAUCAGACUCUGCUGGGCUGGAGAACCCCAAAGCAAAAGAGGCACGCAAAGAAAGGAAAGUCCUGGAGAAGAAAAUGGCUCUCAGCAGGAAGAGGAAGCUGAACUUUAGAAAGGAAAGCGAUGUUUCAAGCAAGAAGAAAGGAGAUACAGGAGAUUUAUACAAGAAGACAGAAGCAAAAAUCUCAAAGACCCUUCAACCCAAACUCGCGAGGAAUUUGUCAGAAUCUGCAUCAUCUGACGAGAGGCACAGAAGGACAAGUGGAAGCAUAUCAGAAGAUUCCUGUGACACAAAGAAGCUUCCAGACAAAAGCCGCACGCACUCCUUCAUCCUGGAGCUGGAGCAGGGCUCCCAAGAGGCUCUCAAACAACGCUCAGUUGGGAAAUUUGACCGCUUGUCUCGUAAAGAACCUCAUUCUAAAGAGCGCAGGGACAAGGACCGCAGCCUGUCUGAUGAUCGCACCAAGCUCAAACUGAAGCAGGAGAAGAAAUCCGAACAUCAGGCCGAUGAAUCUCAGCACAAAGAAAGCGCAGCUGUGAAAGUGUCGUCUGAAGAAAAAGGCGAGAAGAAGCCUAAGAUCAAAAGUGAGAAAAAAAUGGCUGGAAAUACAAGAGAGGGAAAGGUAACAGAAGGGGCGGCUGAAGAGGGAGGCUUGAAAGAUGUCAAGAAGGUGAAGGGAGGGUCUGUGGAAAGUGUCAAAGCUGAGAAGGACAAACCUAAGGAUAAAGAUAAAAUUAAAGAAAAGGAAAAGUCCAAAGGAGAGAAAAUAUCAGUUAAAAGUGAUAUGAAGCAGCUGCUUCGCCCAGAUUCUGCAGGUUCCUCUGAGGAUCGAUCUGACAUGGAGCCUGGGUCAGACAGCACAAAGAAGAGAGAUAAACACUCCAAGGAAGUGCUGAAAAGGUCAAAGAGUCACCCUGAGGACAGACCCGUGGACAAACCCAAAUCUAAAACAGACAGUGAGAAGGAAAAGACUAAAAUUGACCCAAAUAGCCAGAAGUUACACAAGUCAACCCCUGACAUGGACAAAGAACACAAAAAGGUUAAGCUGACAGAAAAGGGAAAAAUACCAGAAAAGUCAAAAGUGAGACCCAAAGAGGAGGCGAAGAGCGUACUGAAGACCGAUAAGAAGGUUCAGAGUCUAGAUGUCAAAAGUGCAGGAGCUGCGUGCCUCAGCAAACCUGAAGUAACAAAAGAGAAGAGAAGGGAUGCAAAAGAACAGCGGAGGGUUUCCGAGGAAGCUGCACAUGAGAAAUCUGAGCUCAAAAGCACAAAGAAAAAGCUGGAGAAGAAAGAUAAAGUUCAGGAAAAGAAGGACGACGUUCAAGAAGACAAGACGGCUCCAAGAGUAGAAACGUCUGAAAAAUCUGAUAAAUCCUCAAAGUCUUCAGUUUCUUCUCCGAGUCUCGAGACAGAAGAACCACCAAAGAAACAACUUCUUCUCCAAGACACGAGCACGGACUCCGAUCCCGUCACCGCCGCCGUCACCGCCCCGUUGUCAGAUGACACCUGUGACGCUUUAAGUGACAUCACCCCCGAGCCACCCGAGGGUGAGACGGAGUCUCGGCUCAGCGAGAUGCCGGCGGUGCCAGCUGAGGCCGACGCCCUGCUGACACUCAUGGACGUCUGCACCUCGGCGGAGGCCAGGCUUCCGCCCGAGAGCUUCCGAGAAGAAGUGACGCCCGAGAUUGAACUUUGUGAUGCCGAUUUGAAGAUGAAAGAGGCAGCUCUGACUCUGCUCUCCAUGGAUCCUGACUGCACCAUUUCUUCAAGUUUAAUCUGCCAGAGCACGAGGGAAGAAGCGCCGGCGCCAUCGGUUGUGCCGCCUGAGCCACAACCGAUGGAAACGACCACAGCGGAGGAGGAGAAGCAGAUGGAAGCAGCUCCUGACAUGGAGCUCCCUGCCACCGAGAGGUCAACAACUGUGCCUCAACAAACUACUGAGAGUGUCGAGGAAAACAAAGUCACUGCAGAUGAGUGUGAAAACCUAGAGAAAAAAAUAGAUACAACAGGGAUUGAAACAUCAGAGAUGGUCGCUCCACAGGAGGAUGAAGCUACUUUAAAAGAACAAGAAACGACGAGUGAUGGAAUACCCGUUGAAGUACUGCCAGAUGAGAAAACGGCAACAUCAGCUGAUGGAGAAGGAACUGAUGCUGUCAUGUUGGAAACAGAAGAGCUCUCAGGAAGAACAGAAGAUACAGUGGCUGUUGUUCCUGACGACACUGAACAUGUUUUAGAAACUCCCGCUGAGCCAGACGAGCCAACGGAACCAGAUGUUUCUGUCCCAAAGACAAGCGUCGGGGAAACGGAGGCUGAAGGUGAAGCGAAGCAGACAAAGAUGGAUCCAGAUAACGGUGGAGGAGAAAGUAAGACAGUCGAAGAAGAAAAUGCUGCAGUAGAGGAAGAUGGUCCUCAAUCAAUGGAAGUUGAUGUUUCUUACAAAAGCAAAGAGGUUGAAGGAGCUGAACCCGAGUCCACACUCGUCAAAGAAUUCAGUAACGUCUCCAACAUAAGCAACGGGGAAGAUGAGAAGAGCCCAGACCAGUCAGAAAAGGAGGAGGAAAGGGAAGGUAGUGGAAGAUGUGAGCAAAAGCUGUCCACUCAGGAAGAUGCAUCACCAAAAGAAUCUGGUGACAUAAGAGAUGAAAAAGGAAGUGAAGAGCUGCAGUCUGGUGAGGUAAUUGGGCAAGAGAACAUCGAGGAAGGACGAUUAGCCACGGACGAAGCGGCGACGGGCCAAUCAGAAGAGAGCCGCAGGGGAACGUGUUCAGCAGCUGCAGAAGAAGAGGCCACAGCUGAUCUUCAGAAGAAAGAUGAAAGUGAAGCUGAGGACAUCUCUGAUGAAAGCUCAUCAUUGAAAGCAGAAGAGAAAGAAACAGCUGAAAGUGAGCCAGAGACAAGUGUUCAAGGACAAAGUGAGGUCAGUUUGCCGCCUCCUGUUCCUGAGGAGGGAGGAGGUGGACAAAACUCUGACUCCCAAAAGACAGGUGAACCAGCAGAGGAGAAAAUGACAUCCGAGGAAAUGGAGAAAUCCGGACUGGAAAUCCAGUCUCCAGAGGACUUGCAGGACAACAGUGGACAGGAAAAAAGUGAAGAACACCCUGACAAAGAAAGUGGCUCAUCUCCUUCUGGGAACCAAUCAGAUGACGUAGAACAGCAGAGCUGCAGUCAGAAGAAGACAGAGGAAGAUGAGGGAGAGCAACCACUAGAGGACCAGGAGACGACUAUAAAGAAACGGAGGGGCCGGCCGCCAAAGUCUGCAGCUACCAGUGAUCCUGAUAAAAAGGACAAGAAAGUAGAGGAGAAAGAGGGUCAGCAGAAUGAUGAGGAGGAAGAUGACAAAGAGGCAACCAGGACCACGACCCGGUCAGCGUCUCGCCUGGAGGCUGAGAGAAACAAACCAAGUAAGCCGUCCACCCGAGCCAGUCGACAGGGCGGGAAAGACGAAGCCGCCGCUGGAACACGUGGGACGAGGGGCCAGGUAGCAGCAAAGGGGGGGCGUAAACGAGAGGCCAGCCCUCCUGCUGUGCGAACGCGGGGAGGACAGAAACCAGAGGAGCCCCCUUCCAAGAGGGCCAAACGUUAAGUCCUCUAACAGCGCUGGAACAGUUUGCCCGUGCAGUGUUAUUUUUGCACUCCACACUCAAAGACCUCCUCAGUCAUUUAUUAUGUAUAGUUGAGUUUUUGUGCUUCAUUGACUGCUGAUAUUUUAAAGUUCUGGAUAACAUUAGACCCUCUUCUCUGAUGGUUGCGUUUAGACCAGAGGAUAUAGCGAAGAAUCCUCGAAUAUACUUUGCUCCUCUCUGCCCAUGUGGUUUGCAUCAGACGCCAUCAUUCCGUGGUUUAUUCGGUAAUGCCAAGUGAUCCCGAGCAUUUCAGGCCAAUCAUAGGCCUAAUGUGCAGCGGAGCUGCGCUAUGAGAUAAAGAGGAUGAAUUGAACUGUCAGAACUGUCAGUCAGUGGAGGUCACGUUGUGUCUCAGAUUUCUGUGUCAGUCGUCAAAGGUGUCCAACCUUCAUGGUGAAUUUUAUUCAUUCCGUGAAUGAAAGCGAGUUUUUCUCACAUUUCUGCUUUAACACUCAUCAUCCACAAAGGAAGAUCAUUUUUUUAAUGCCUCUGCUGAAAUAACAACAGUAUUAGUUAAGAACAUUGACUUCUUGACUGAAUAUUAACAUUUUCUCUAUAAACAGAAUUCAUAUUGAUGCGUUUGUGACAAAGUACCGUUUCUUUCUGGCUGAAGGGAGGAGAUCUGCUCGUUUUUAAUGUCCUAGAGUUCUGUCGGUAAAUAGACAUUUGUUUCAUAGCUGAAAUGACCAAUGGAUAAAUGUAGGUUUUUAGUUGUCUGUUAUAUAUUUUUCCAUUGCUUUCUUUUUUGUAAAUUAAGUGUUUUAAUGUGUGUGUUUUUUUUAAAUAUACUGAACG